Messenger RNA from Ipomoea triloba (trilobed morning glory), 2963 nucleotides. Its product is annotated as diacylglycerol kinase 2. Lineage: Eukaryota; Viridiplantae; Streptophyta; Magnoliopsida; Solanales; Convolvulaceae. Gene Ontology annotation, molecular function: ATP-dependent diacylglycerol kinase activity. Bases 420 to 2558 code for a protein of 712 amino acids. The record is from RefSeq and is a predicted model, not a curated record. The transcript is spliced from 8 exons.
UCUAACUUUUUUGUUUUUUUUUUUGGGUUUAAUUACUCCGUAUUAUUUUUGCUCCAAACUUUUUCCCAUUCAAUUUAGGCAGAAAAUAUAUAGCAGUAUAAUAUAUUUAAUUAAUUAUAUUAGUACGUGUAUGUAUAUAGAGGCAUUGGAAGAAUCAAAGAAUGUUUCUGAUCUCUGGAGCAGAGGAAGAAGAAGAACGGAUUCCCCUCUCAUGCUCCACCGUCUGUUUUUUGCGUUAUUUCACGAUAUUCAUAAUAACGGCCUUUGAAAGUCGCGGCGAUUGCUUUGCUGCGCGGCCUCCUCCUUCUCCGGGAUCGCGUCUUCUCCAGGUUUCAUUAACAGAAUUGGCUCCAGUAGCAUGUUAUUUGCCCCCAAGAAUUUAUUGAGAAGGGAAAAGCUAAUGAUAGAUUGGCUUCACAAUGGUUGAACUUUGCAUUUCAUUUUUAAGGAUAUUGACCAGCUCCACUUCUUAUAGUACUUAUCUAUUUGGAUGGCUGGUUACAGUAGCAUGUGGACUUUACGCUGUUGUAUAUGGAUUCCUUAAAUGGAAGCGGAAGGCAUCUCUCAAUUGGGUUAAAGCUGCUGCUAGAGCAAAGAAGCAAGCCUGGAAAAAGUUGAAGGUUCCCUUGUCAGAACAUACAUGGGUUGAAGAUUUUGCUAAUAAUGGCAGACAGCCAUCCACAUGUAGUGUUUGCCUUACUUCCCUCGUGCCCCCAAAAAAAUUAGGCACAAAAGCCUCAUCAUGUACAUUAGUACAUCGCUGCUCUGUUUGUGGUGUUGCAGCACAUUUUAACUGUUCUAAGUUUGCAUCAAAGGAUUGCAAAUGUGUAGCACAAGCUGGGUUUAGCCAUGUGCAACACCAUUGGUCAGAAAGGUGGAUUAAGUUGGAUGUGAGCCCUGAGAUGUCUGCCUUCUGUUUUUAUUGUGAUGAACCUUGUGGUAUUCCUUUCCUUGAUGUAUCUCCUACUUGGCAUUGCUUAUGGUGUCAACAGCUUAUACAUGUUAAAUGUCAUGCUAAGAUGUCUGAAGAGUCUGGUGAUGUUUGUAAUCUGGGUCCUCUGAGGAGGCUAAUUCUUUCUCCACUCCAUGUCAAAGACAUUGAAACUGAAACAAAUGAUUGUGGGGCAUUGAGGCAAAUGUCAGACAAAAUGGUUUCCUCUUCUGUUCGUGGGCAAAUGAGAAGAAAACGUCAUCGGAACAAACAUGGCAGUAACCAUAUGCUCAAUGGUACACAACAAGACCCUUCGUCUCCUAAGAGAGCACUUGAAUUCUUGCUUAGUGGUCUUGCUCUUCUGAAGAAUUCCAGCGGUGAGAAAAAAGACAGCCCUCUCGUUAGUAAUAGUGAAUCUUCUGAUAAGAAUGGUAUUCAAAAUGGAUUGGGCAGAAAGGGCCAAUCAAAGAAGUAUGCUCUUGUAGACUUACCUCAGGAUGCAAGACCUCUUUUAGUUUUCAUUAACAAGAAAAGUGGAGCUCAGAAUGGUACUUCCCUUAGGAGAAGGUUGAAUAUGCUAUUAAAUCCUGUGCAGAUUUUUGAACUCAGCUCCUCCCAGGGUCCUGAAGCUGGUUUAGAUAUGUUCAGUAAUUUGCAGUAUUUUCGGGUUUUGGUUUGUGGUGGGGAUGGAACUGUUGCCUGGGUCCUUGAUGCAAUUGAGAGGUAUCAGUUUGAGUCACCUCCACCAGUUGCAGUCCUCCCUUUGGGGACUGGAAAUGAUUUGUCUAGGGUACUCCAAUGGGGAGGUGGAUUCUCAAUGGUUGAAGGGCAAGGUGGAGUUGGCGCCUAUCUGCAUGAUUUGAACAAUGCAGCAGUUACAAUGCUAGAUCGCUGGAGCGUUGAUAUAACACAUGAGAAAUCAGCUCUUGAUACCAAAAAAGUUAAGCCAAAGUUCAUGAUGAACUACUUGGGUAUUGGUUGUGAUGCAAAGGUUGCUUAUGAAUUUCACUUGAACAGGGAAGAAAACCCUAUGAAAUUUUGCAGCCGGUUUGUGAAUAAAUUACGAUAUGCAAAAGAAGGUGCCAAGGAUAUAGUGGACAGAACCUGUGCAGAUUUGCCGUGGCAAGUAUGGCUUGAAGUAGAUGGGAAGGACAUACAUAUUCCAAAGGAUGCCGAGGGCUUGAUUGUACUCAAUAUUGGUAGCUAUAUGGGUGGAGUUGAUCUCUGGCAAAAUGAUUUAGAGCAUGAUGAUGACUUUGGGCAUCAAUCCAUGCAUGAUAAAAUGCUUGAAGUUGUUUGUGUUUCUGGAGCAUGGCACCUUGGCAAACUUCAGGUUGGGCUUUCCCAAGCAAGGAGACUGGCCCAAGGUGGAACAAUAAAGAUACACAUCUCCAGUCCUUUCCCAGUCCAAAUUGAUGGGGAACCAUUUAUACAGCAACCAGGAUGCUUAGAGAUCACACACCACAGACAGGUGUUUAUGUUGAGGAGGACAUCGGGAUUGGAUGGGCGAAGAGGACAUGCAGCAGCUAUCAUGACAGAGGUUUUGGUGGAUGCCGAAUGUAAAGGCGUGAUCAGUGCAGCUCAAAAGAACAUGCUGCUUCAGCAGAUAGCUCUUCAACUUUCUUGAUUCAUAAUUGCAGCCAUUGACCCUAUAUCUGCAAAAUUGCGUUUAGAACAUUUUCCCUCUACCAAUGAAUUUUGACAUAGGAUUUGUACAAUAGGAGCUAAUACAUUACAAAGGCACUGCUGCCUAGAGAUGUUAGAUUUCCCGGAGAGACUUGAUAUUAAAAAGGUCCAGGUCUUAUACAUGUUUUAUUACACUUGUAUAUGCUAUAGUACGAAUCUCGUUGCUAGGGAACGCAAAUGUAAAAAAAAAAAAAAGGAGCUUUUUUAUUAGGAAGUUGAAGGAUAAAACUAGUUGGAUAUUGACCAACAUUUGGCAGUAAGUGCUCUUUUGCAUUCUUGGAAAAUCCUUCUUUUUCUUUUUCUUCUUCUUUUAGUUUGGAGAACAUGAAGUACUGAUGAUAGUAAA